AUGGAUCAUUUCAUGGAACAAGCAUUGGAACAGGCUCGCCAAGCCGAUCAGCUGAAGGAAGUCCCAGUCGGUUGUGUGUUCAUCUAUCGUGACGCGAUUAUAGCCAAAGGGUACAAUCGGGUGAACGAGACAAAAAACGCUACCCGCCACGUUGAGUUUAUCUGCAUCGAUCAGGUGCUCGAUUAUGCUAAAUCGAAAGGGGAAAACCACGAAGACGUGUUCCGGGAGGUAACCGUUGUGGUCACCGUUGAACCGUGCAUAAUGUGCGCGGCUGCACUGAUAAAUCUAAACGUCAAGGAAAUAAUCUACGGCUGCCGCAACGACCGGUUUGGAGGCUGCACCGUAUUGAAUGUUCCGGAACUGCUUAGAACAGAUAUACCCAUUCGGGGCGGCGUACGGGCGGAUGAAGCGAUGGAGCUGUUGAAGAUGUUCUACAAAGGGGAAAACCCAUCCGCACCUGUUCCAAAAUCGAAGGCUCAACGAUGAGUUGUAAUUUUUUUCUUUUAUGUAAAACAAUCAAACCAAAUACCUCUAUUUCUCGUUAUUGUUUAUUAUUAAUCGUACGAUAGCCUGUCAGUUUAGUACUAUAAAUCAGGUCAAGGAACAAUAUCUUAAAGAGAAGUUAUACAGGGGAAGAUUAAUUUAACAACAAUG
This is a messenger RNA of Topomyia yanbarensis, 654 nucleotides long. Its product is annotated as tRNA-specific adenosine deaminase 2. Gene Ontology annotation, biological process: tRNA wobble adenosine to inosine editing. Gene Ontology annotation, molecular function: tRNA-specific adenosine-34 deaminase activity. The record is from RefSeq and is a predicted model, not a curated record. Gene Ontology annotation, cellular component: nucleus; cytoplasm. NCBI's taxonomy places the organism in Eukaryota, Metazoa, Arthropoda, Insecta, Diptera, Culicidae. Bases 1 to 486 code for a protein of 161 amino acids. The transcript has a single exon.